CUCGCUGCAGCCCUGCAACGGCUGCAACCGCAGCUCCGCCAUUUUUCUCCUUUCUCCUUCUUCUUCGCUCUCUCUCGAAGCGGAAGCGAAGAGCGAAGAAGCCAUGCUGCUCUCGCGCUCCACGCGACCCAUCCUCUCCCCCUUCCUCCGCAAGCCCAAACCCAGCCGCCUCCCCAAACCCUUCUCCUCCGCCUCCGCCUCCGCCUCCGCGCUGACGCCGCCGACCCCGCGCAGCCCCGCCACCACCGCCCACGUCCCGGAGGACCCGACCCCGCUCUUCCUCCGCCCGCCGACGCACCCCGUCCCGGCGCCCUCCCUCGCCGCCUUCCGCCGCCGCGCCGCCGCGCUCGUCCCGCCCAACGCGCCGCACCUCCACCGCCACCUCCGCUGGCUCCUCGCCGACGCCUCCUCCUCCACCGCCAAUCCCGACCCAGCUGUCCACCUCCUCCGCGCGCCGCUCGACGAGCUCGAGGCCCUGUGGCUGCGCCACGUGCGGGACCGCCGCCCGUUCCAGUACGUGGUCGGGAACGAGCACUGGAGGGACCUGGUGGUGGCCGUCCGGGACGGGGUGCUCAUCCCGCGGCCCGAGACGGAGGCCGUGGUGGACAUGGUGGGGAGCGUCGAGGGGUUCGGGGACGGCUGGUGGGCCGACCUCGGGACCGGAAGCGGGGCUAUCGCCGUGGCCGUGGCCAGGAUGUUGGGGCCCCGAGGGAGGGUCUUCGCCACCGACGUCAGCGAGGUCGCCGUUGAGGUCGCCCGGCUCAAUGUCGAGAGGUACGGGAUGCAGGAUAAAGUUGAGAUAAGGCACGGCUCAUGGUUUGAGCCUCUAGAAGAUGUGAAAGGAAAACUUAUGGGCGUGAUUAGUAACCCUCCGUACAUACCAACUGAUGAUCUACCUGGUUUGCAACCUGAAGUUGGUUGGCAUGAACCAAAACUGGCACUUGAUGGAGGCAAGGAUGGACUUGACCAUUUGCUUCAUCUCUGUGAAGGAUUAUCUUCCGCACUGAAGCCUGGAGGUUUCUUUGUUUUUGAGACAAAUGGCGACAAACAGUCUGAGUUUCUUGCCGAUUUCAUAAGUACAAAGUGGAGUUCUUCUUUUUGCAACGUGGAGGCAGUUUUAGACUUUGCAGACAUCAAACGUUUUGUAAGAGGAUAUCGCAGAUGACAACAUGGAUGCAGAUGAGAACAUUCUCUCUGUUUUUUUUCCUGAAUGACUUACAUUGGCAGUUUCACUCCAAAAGAUGUAACAUACACAAAUCUCUUUGUGUCUAUUUGGCAGACAAAUGGCAACAAACAGUCCGAGUUUCUUGCCGAUUUCAUAAGUACAAAGUGGAGUUCUUCUUUUUGCAACGUGGAGGCAGUUUUAGACUUUGCAGACAUCAAACAUUUUGUAAGAGGAUAUCGCGGAUGAGAACAUGGAUGCUGAUGCAAUAUUCUGGGUGGCCACUUUUGUUCCCUCAUGAUUUUUGGUAAGAACUAUGCUGAAUGGUCCAAUUUCUGACUUCUUUGCAAUGCAGUAGCAGCAUGCAACACUUGGUUGUUUCAGCUAUCACCUUUUGUUCCUGGCGCCGCUGAAGCAAUUUCUGGAUCCGUAGCUUUCAAAACCGGACACCCGACCCCCCUGGGCCUGUUUCCGCCUGGUCUGGGCGGUUUUGACUGGGUUGACCGCCACAUUGGCUGCCUCUCUGGCACUGCAACGUUGGCUUCAAGAGGCACACAUGAACUGCAGCAAGUGUAAUAGCAACAGUCACAGCAUGCAUGAACUUCUUGCUCAUCUUUUCCAGUUCAAUUCGCAGGUCAUUGACCUCCUUUUGCAGCUCUUCAAUCCUCAGGUCCUGUGAGGCCAAUUCAAACUCCAGCUUCAACUUCUCUUCUUCAGUCCUCCUCAGUUCAUUCUUCAGGCCAUGCUCCUCUGUCUUCUUCCUGGAACCACUGCAGAGACGCUCGUCCAUCAUCUCAAGGAAGUGCCCGUCGCUCAUCUGAAAUACCCCAGCUCUAGGCCAAUCUUCCCCCUCUUCAAGGAAGUCAGGCAUCUACCCGCAAAUCAAAUCGAUUAGAUACAAAUCAGAGGGGAAACCAGCGGAGGAAAGAGAAGGAAAACCAAAUCGAAUAACGGCGACAAACAAGGGUUCCUCUGGUCGCCGGAGCUAAAGAACAGAAUUGAGCGAGAGAGGCAGCCAACGUGGCGGUCAACCCGGUCAAAACCGCCCAGACCAGGCGGAAACAGGCCCGGGGGGUCAGGUGUUUGGUUUUGAAAGUUCAAGGGGGUUAAAUACCCGGUUUCAUAGUUUAGGGUGUUCUUUGAACUUCUCGAUUAGUUGAGGGGGGUAAAAUGGACUUAUUUCUUACUUAAAUGUGUAUUUCCGCUUGCCAGAACAUGCUAAAUUGCUGUGACACUCAGUUUCUUAGACUCAACAAAGUAACACAGUUAGUUACGUAUGACUUAUGAGACAAAGCUUGGACAUACUGUAAGCUGAGACAUAGCUUUUAGGUUCCUUUUCCUCUCCAUGAAUAAUGGCUUCUAGUCAUUUAAGUCUGAAUCAAGUGAUACCAAACUAUUACUACGCUAUGUCAAACUUCUAUUCCAGCAUGUCAUGCUGAUGCCGAGAGCUGCUGCUUUAAAUGAUAUCUCUGUUGUGUGAAGAUAUAAUUGAUGUCUUGUAUUUUUCUAUCUUCUCGAGUGUAACAGAAGGAAGUGCUAUUGUCAACUUGUAUAUCCCUGAUUCUUUCUUUUUGCACACAUACCAAGAUCUUGUAUUAAAGUAAGAAAAAAAACAGGUCUUUUUUUUUUGAGAAAAACCCGGGUCUUUAACCAAUCAUUAUACCUUGAUACUUAAAUCAUUAUCCACAAAAUCUGAAACACUUAUUAUGGAUCGGAGGAAGUAAUGAAUAAUGUUAACAGACUCGUGCUGCAGAUUUCCAGUGAUCAGAUUUUACUAUUUACAGCUUCAUGUUUUAUUUGGCUCAUAAGCUUUUGUUGAACUUCCUGCCCUGCUGAUUCCAAUCCCUGAUGAGCUCUCCAGUUCUGAUAACAUCUCCAGUAGAGCUCAUGCAUUGCAAGUUGUUUUUUCUUUUCACAAUCAUGAUAGCACUGCAACUUGGCGAUAGUGAUAUUUCUAACAGAGAACUAGUGAGUCGAGGGGACUACAUUAUCAGAUAUGGAGUUCAAGGGACAAACUCAAAUUUUCUGGUAAUAUAUAAGGAGUAUACUUCUUUCUUGUGUCCCAAAGAUGUUGAACUCGUCAUGUGAAUCUUGUUCUAUUACUGUUUGUGAUUCCAAUCCCUGAUGUAACGCUGCUCUUUCUUCUCCUCUGAUUUUCAGACCCUUCCCAUUUGAAAAGGAAAAAAGAACAGGUAUCAAUGUUCUGGGCUGGCUUCAGCGAGAAGCGAGCAACUUGAUUACAUAAUACCUCUGUGUAAGCUUAUCACUUGCGAUCUAAGCGUCGCAGUGGCAAUAACAUAGUGCAGGUCAAUCAUGGUCUUUGUGCAUGUGAGAUGAUAUCUUUUUUUGCCAACCUGCCGUCCAUGGUCCAAGGAAGCUCUUCUACACUGGACACAAGUCUUAUAGCAGUGUUUGCGUACAAAAAAGGUGUACCUGGCAUUUGUUUUUAGGGGCUGUGUGUGGCCAAUUGUCCUUUUUGGCGUGUUGGGUCGUGAUAAUGUGGUUUGGAGGGAGAGGCCAAAUAGUGGGCUUACAUUAUUUGUCUGUGGUAUUUUAAUUUCGUUCUUCCUUGCCACCCUUUGGGGUCCAUCUCCAGGUAAAUUAUGUGGGGAAUGAAAAUACUGCACAUUUGUGCGCAUCUGGAGUAGAAACAUUGCCGGGUUUCUGAAAACUGAAAUAAACGUCGAGAGCUUUACAAAA
Brachypodium distachyon (stiff brome) is the source of this 3862-nucleotide messenger RNA. RefSeq names its product release factor glutamine methyltransferase. The record is from RefSeq and is a predicted model, not a curated record. The coding region runs from base 104 to 1165 and encodes 353 amino acids. Lineage: Eukaryota; Viridiplantae; Streptophyta; Magnoliopsida; Poales; Poaceae. Gene Ontology annotation, molecular function: nucleic acid binding; protein methyltransferase activity. The transcript has 3 exons. Gene Ontology annotation, biological process: protein methylation.